Messenger RNA from Ricinus communis (castor bean), 2437 nucleotides. RefSeq names its product probable inactive receptor kinase At5g67200. Gene Ontology annotation, biological process: protein phosphorylation. The record is from RefSeq and is a predicted model, not a curated record. The transcript has 2 exons. Gene Ontology annotation, molecular function: protein kinase activity; ATP binding; protein binding. Lineage: Eukaryota; Viridiplantae; Streptophyta; Magnoliopsida; Malpighiales; Euphorbiaceae. The coding region runs from base 235 to 2184 and encodes 649 amino acids.
AUUUUGAACAAGAAUAUGCAGUGUGUCACGCGCCUGAACUGAAUAAAGGCAACCAAAUUUCUUCAAUAUUCACCAUUCCUCGUCCCCACUCCCACGUGACUUCCUGAUUCCUCCACUACAAAAUCCAGCUGCUUCCCAAACUAAACCCUUCUCUCUCUCUCUCAAAAACACCAUCAUCGCAUCAUAACCAUUUGAGCUCUGCACAAAUAUGCGUUGCCUUUGCCACUAACUCAAAUGACAGACGCCUCUCUCUUCCUCUCCCUCCUCCUCUCUUUCGCCCUCUCUACUCUUUCCCAAACAACCACCUACCUUAUCCCAUCCGACGCCGUUUCUCUCCUCUCCUUCAAAUCAAAUGCCGACUUAGACAACAAGCUUCUCUACACACUCCACGAGCGUUUCGAUUAUUGCCAAUGGCAAGGUGUCAAAUGCGCACAAGGCCGUGUUGUACGUGUCGCGCUCGAGAGCUUCUCUCUACGAGGCACCUUCGCUCCCUACUCUCUCUCCCGGCUUGACCAGCUUCGCGUCCUUAGCCUCCAAAACAACUCGCUUACCGGUCCCGUUCCUGACCUUUCACCUCUCUAUAACUUGAAAUCUCUCUUUUUAAGCCAUAACUCCUUUUCCGCUUCUUUUCCUCCUUCUAUUUUGUUCCUUCAUAGGCUCACUGUUCUUGAUCUUUCUUUUAAUAAUUUCACCGGUUCGAUCCCGGUUCAGCUGUCUUCUCUGGACCGGCUUAACUCCCUCCAGUUAGAAUUUAACCGGUUUAACGGAACUCUCCCGCCGUUAAACCAGUCUUUAUUGGCGUUCUUCAAUGUUUCAGGUAAUAAUCUCACAGGCCCUAUUCCACUUACGCCUACUCUUUCGAAGUUCGAUACCUCGUCGUUUUCUUUAAACCCUGAUCUCUGCGGCGAGAUUAUUAACAAAGCAUGUGCUAGGCUUCGCUCUCCUUUUUUUGAUUCGCCAAAUGCCACGUCGCCGGCGGCUCCGUUAGGCCAGAGCGCUACGGCGGAAGGCGGCGGCGGAGUUGUAGUUUUGUCUCCGCCGGCGUCAUCGUCCCCGAAGAAACACAAGAGAACUAGUGUCAUUCUAGGGUUUGCUGUUGGUGUUGCUUUGUUAGUUUUAUCUCUUUUAUGCAUAUUUUUUAUUUUGCUUAGAAAACAAACAGAUUCAAAUGAGAAAGAAAAACGAACAUCGCAACCUGAAGCUUUUAUUAAUACAAAGAACGAUCAAAUUCAAGUAGAAAUGAAUAUGCAAACUAAAGACGUAAUUGAGAUUCAAGAACUGAAAAAACCGCAAAAGAGCGGUGGUUUAAUAUUUUGUGGAAAUAUGAGACAAAUGUAUACAUUAGAGCAGUUAAUGAGAGCGUCCGCGGAGUUACUUGGAAGGGGUACGAUAGGGACUACGUAUAAGGCUGUACUUGAUAAUCAGCUAAUAGUCACAGUAAAAAGGCUUGAUGCUAGUAAAACUGCUGUUACUAGUGCCGAUGCUUUCGAAUCGCAUAUGGAAGCUGUUGGUGGGCUUAAGCAUCCUAAUUUGGUGCCGAUUGUGGCUUAUUUUCAAGCUAAAGGAGAGAGACUUGUGAUGUAUGAAUAUCAGCCCAAUGGCAGCCUCUCGAAUCUUAUUCAUGGUUCAAGAUCGACAAGAGCAAAACCUCUACACUGGACAUCAUGCUUAAAAAUAGCAGAAGAUGUGGCCCAGGGUCUUGCCUACAUCCACCAAGCAUCAAAGCUAGUUCAUGGCGACCUGAAAUCAUCCAAUGUUCUCCUUGGACCUGAUUUUGAGGCCUGCAUCACAGACUAUUGCCUUGCCAGCCUUGCAGACACUUCCACUACUGAAGAUCCCGACUCCACAGCAUGUAAAGCACCUGAGACCCGCAAUUCUAACCGUCGAGCUACUUCUAAAUCUGACGUUUAUGCAUUUGGCGUCCUAUUACUUGAGCUUUUGACUGGUAAACAUCCAUCUCACCAUCCUUUUCUUGCGCCUGCUGAUAUGUUGGACUGGGUCAGAACAGUGAGGGAAGGUGAUGGCGCAGAAGAUAACCAGCUUGGAAUGCUUACUGAAGUUGCCAGUGUUUGUAGCUUGACAUCACCAGAACAGAGACCGGCAAUGUGGCAGGUGCUGAAGAUGAUACAUGAGAUAAAGGAAAGUGUCAUGGUAGAGGACAAUGCAGCUGCUGGAUAUUCAUAGUGGUUUACAUGAUUGGAUACAUAGAAAUCAUGAACUCGGGUGAUCCAAAUCAUAGCUCCGGAAGGUAGUUAUUUUUCCAGAGGAAUUUUAACCGGAAAUGAUGCGGUCCACUAUCCAAGAAUGAGAUUUGACAAAAGGAGGCUACAAGAACAUUAGUGGGAUGUCAUGUUUAUAUGGCAGAUAAAUCAUGCGUUGUAAAGAAUUCUACUAUUCUUUUCCGUGGAGUGUUAUCAUUUUGAAGCUUGCUUCUUCA